AGUCAAAGUUUAUGAAGUUUGACUUUGAUUAAAAUCUUAUAUGCGGAUUAAAAAGAAACAGAGGGAGUACAAGCGAAACGGCGAGUUAAAUUGAGAGGGAGCUGUCAGCUACUAAUUGCUAGAGACAAUAUUAGCAAAACGUGAUGGGAGGCAGGGACAAGGACGAGGUGGAUAAAACGGGAGCAGUCGUGUUGUGUGGUAGUGAGCUCCUCCGAGUCCUGCCAACAAGGAUAGAGCUGAGGCUGAAACACUUGUCCUCGUUUAGCAGCACAUAAAUUCCCCUCUGCCCUUUGCAACUUCUUCCCCCUCCAACCAAAUAAGCAUUUCCAAUCGUCUGUGUCGCUGUGAACCUACAAAUUUGUCUGGUGAGGAUAUACUAGUAGCUUGUAUACUCUUGUUGCUAGGUUGCGUCAUUUGGAGCACAAUGGAGGCUACCAUGGAUGGUGGAUCAGUGAGAGCCACAAUGAGCAUCUUUGGCGAGAGCAUAAGUGGGAGAAAGGCAGACAAGAACAGAGCUCAAGAGAAACUGUCCUCUGAAAUGAGACAAGUAGCGAAAUCCGACAUGGACAAGCUGAACGAACGCAAGGCGUCCGUGGAUAACGAGCGAGCCGGCGCCGAGUCGGAGCUGUCGAGAGCACGAGCCAUGGCCAAGGAGCUGGAGCGGCAAAUCGACCAGACCAAGGCCAAGGCGACGUCCCAGAGGUCAGGGCUGCAACUGCAAGCAACGUGGGCACGGAAGAAUGGCGCCGAGGAGGCAUCGGACGCCCAGUACGCGGAGGUGUCGCAAGAGCUGGACCGCGUCAAGAGGGAGCUCCGCAAGCUGAAGCUGGAGGUGAAGUCCGCGGCGGAGGCCAAGGCCAAGGCCGAGAGCGACGUCGUGGCGACGGUGUGCAAGAUCCAGUCCAACCUGCAGGCCGCCGACGAGAUGAAGCGGCGCGUGGACGAGGCCAACGAGGAGCACGUCCUGGUGGAGCUCGCGCGCAUCGAGGCCGAGCGGGAGCGCCGCGAGCUGGAGGCCCAGCACGUCGCCGAGGCAGAGCGGUUCGCUAGGGAGAUCGAGGCCGCCAGGGCAAAGGUGAAGGAGGCGCGCAGGGAGGUGAGCCGCGCGAGGGAGCUGGAGGCCAAGCUGGAAGACACGAACGCCGACGUGGAGGUCCUGCAGGGCGAGAUGGAGCUGGUGCGCGCCAUGGAGAAGAACCACGUCCCGAACGAUGGGGCGGCGGAGGCCACCGCGACGGCGAGGCAGAAGAAAGAAGAGGCGGAGGACAGGGCGCUGCUGCAGGCUGCGGAGGCCGAGCUGUCCGUGGCGAAGAACGAGCUGGAGAGCAUCAAGGCGGGGGCGUUCCAGUUCAUGACCUCCAUGGACCGCACCCGGACCGAGAUCAUGGGAGUCGUCCAGGAGAUCGACCGCCUCAAGGCGCAGGAGAAGAACGCGGACGCGCAGGUGCAGCAGCUGAACGCGAAGCUCCUCAAGGCGAGGGCCCAGAUGGAGGCCGUCACGGCCGCCGACGAGAGGUCCAAGGCCAUCGUCUCCAACCUCACGGCGGCGAUGCAGCAGUUGCAUGCCGAGACCGAGGCGGCGAGCAAGGAGGAGGAGCUUACCAUGCUGGAGAAACGGUGCGUGGUGGCAGAGGCCGACAACGUGGCCGCGGAGAUGGCCACGGCCGAGGAACGGAUCAGGCAGUCGGUGAAGGAGCUGGAGGCGGCGAAGGCGUCCGAGGCGUCGGCAAUGAAGAAGCUCAAGGCCGCCGUGGAGAGCACAAUGCAGGCCAGGGCGUCCGCGGCGCCACGGCGGCAGGGGACCAUAACCGUCUCACGGUUCGAGUACGAGUACCUGAGCGGGCGCGCGGCGCUGGUCCGGGUGGUGGCCGACAAGAAGGUGGCCGCGGCGCAGGCGUGGGUGCAGGCGCUCAAGGCGAGCGAGAAGGAGGUGGCCAUGCGGGCCGAGGCGGCGGAGCGGGAGAUGCGGGAAAUGGGCCCCAGGGAGGCCCAGGCGGCGUCGGAGGCGGAGAAGACGGCUGGCGAGCAGAAGGCGCUCGAGCAGGAGCUGUACGACCUCAACGCGACGGCGGAGAGUAUCGGCCUGCAGUGCGCGUACCCGCGGCGGAGGUCGAGCAGGGUGUCGGCGACGUCGAGGAGGUCGAAGGGUCGGCGGUCAUCGGUGUCUGCGGCGAACUGGAAUCCGAAGUCGCCGUCGUUCACCAUCAAGAGGAAGAAGAAGAUGAUGCCCAGCCUCCUGAAGCUCAUCAAGGAGAAGAGAGGCGGCAGCGACAAGAGCACCAACUGAUGAAGGACUCCUGCUGCGCGUGCGGCUGCUCUGCUGCACAGACCAGAGUGCAUGCAUGGCUUUGAAUCCGUUUCUUGCGGUGUCGGCCCGUGAUAUGCUGCGCGGUCCACCGUUCUAUAUGUACUCUUUUUAUAGUUCCCAUUUUAGGUUUGUCUUGCAUCAAAAAAUUCAAAGUUUGAUCAAGUAUACAAGAAAAACAUCAACAUUCAUAAUACCAAAUCAAUAGAUUAUUUCCCUGCA
Messenger RNA from Hordeum vulgare subsp. vulgare (domesticated barley), 2527 nucleotides. Its product is annotated as protein PLASTID MOVEMENT IMPAIRED 2-like. The record is from RefSeq and is a predicted model, not a curated record. The transcript is spliced from 2 exons. NCBI's taxonomy places the organism in Eukaryota, Viridiplantae, Streptophyta, Magnoliopsida, Poales, Poaceae. Bases 425 to 2287 code for a protein of 620 amino acids.